Molecule: messenger RNA, 3323 nt
Organism: Harpegnathos saltator (Jerdon's jumping ant)
Lineage: Eukaryota; Metazoa; Arthropoda; Insecta; Hymenoptera; Formicidae
Product: sex determination protein fruitless
Exons: 5
Coding region: 1258-2607 (449 amino acids)
Biological process (GO): regulation of transcription by RNA polymerase II
Cellular component (GO): nucleus
Molecular function (GO): DNA binding; protein binding
Source: RefSeq, a predicted model, not a curated record
GAAGGAGGAAGAGAAAAGGUAGAAUGAGAGAAAAAGAUCCGUCGGAUCGCGAUGAAUUGAUCCACGACGGCCUUGCACUAGGAGAGUGCCUCGAGCGCGAGGGUGUCGGAAAAAUGACUCGGGGAUUCGAGAUCGAUCCGAAGAGCAGGUAGAACUCGCGUGAACGACGAGCGAAUAAUUCUCCGUGAUGGCUGCGGAGGAGAGACACGGAGCAGGUCCCGGGUGAGCCGGGAGUGCUCGAAAGUUUUCCGUCUCCCGUCACCUUCUCGCGGGCAGUUACUCGGGACGUCUCGAAGCGUUUCUAUUAUUCGGAGCGCCGCUCGGUCUCCCGAGUCAUUUGGCGGAUAUUUCGGAGCUACUCGUACUCUCUCUCGUCUCUCUCGUCUCUCUCGUCUCUCUCGUCUCUCUCUCUCUCUCUCUCUCUCUCUCUCUCUCUCUUUCUCUGCGUCUCUCCGCGAGCACCGCGUCGCGUGGUGCACCCGCACGCAGGGUUGAAGGGUAUUCGCCGACGGUGGCAUUUGCUUCGCGAGAAACGUCGGCUUCGUUUGAAGAUCCGGGCUCAAAGCACGCGCCGGUCCGCCCGCCUGCCCUUUCCCACCCGCGCGAGAGAGACCGCGCGCUUCGACUGCAUUGUAGUCGGGAAAAUGCACGCCCGAAUGCAGCGGCGCGUCCUUUAUCGGCGUGGGCGCGUCCUAUAUAGAGCUUUUCCGAGCGCUUCCAUGUUAUCGCUCGUGUUUGCGUCAUGGACUCGAAUUUCCAAUCCCUAAUCGAUUCGCGGCGUCGGACGGAAAUCUCGGGGAGAGACGCUGGCGUCUCUUUCUCUUCAGCGAUGCGCGCUCGCUAGCGAGCUCACGACGAUCGAACAGCGACGGCGAAGGGAGAGUUAGUGGUAGUAGAAACGUAGAACAGCAGGGACGAGAGAGAAUCGAGUCACUUCUAUUUUUUUACGCUCGGCCGGUCAGAGCGUGAGCGUCUCUAUUUUUUCACGCCUCGCGAAACUGUACUUUGCUCAAGAAAAACCGCGGGCAAGAGCCCGCAGAGAGUUAAGAUAGCCGAUGAUACCAAGCCGAGAGUUGUACGCGGCGUACCGCCGCCCUGACGACCCCCGUUCCGACGGGGUCGAGAUUGUAAGUCGGGAGUCGGGAAUCGAGAUCGGAGACGCGCGUGUUCGCCGCGCACGCACAGCGCGCGAAGAUGUCGACGCGCCGAAGAUCUCCUGCGGGGUCGUCCGGAAGAUGAGACACGACGUUAGCCGCGAUGUGUCGCAACCUAGUAGCGAGGAGCGACGGCGUUUCCCGGCGCGCCGCAGCUGCGGCGCAUCGAUCGUCGAUGCAUUUCGACGGCUCGAGCGCGCUUUCGGCGUCGAAGGGCCAAGGUCGGCCGCCGCUUGAUCGCGCGGAUUGUCGCACCUCAAUGCCCGCCGACGUCACACACAAGAUGCACGCAGGAUAUACAGGGUCGGGAUUGGAGAUAGACAAGAUGGACCAGCAGUAUUGCCUACGGUGGAACAAUCAUCCAGCCAACCUUACAGACGUUCUCAGCUCACUGCUUGAAAGAGAAGCACUCUGUGAUGUGACCCUGGCCUGUGUUGGAGACACAUUCAAAGCACACCAGACGAUACUCUCUGCAUGCAGUCCGUAUUUUGAGAGCAUUUUCCUACAGAACACCCAUCCCCAUCCAAUCAUAUUCCUCAAGGAUGUGAAUGACAAGGAGAUGAGGGCACUGCUGCACUUCAUGUACAAGGGCGAAGUUAACGUUAGUCAGCAUCUGCUACCGAUGUUCCUUAAAACAGCAGAGGCAUUGCAGAUCAGAGGCCUCACUGAUAAUAGUGUAAAUAACAAGACGGAGGAAAAGAGUCCGUCACCAGAGCCAGAAACACAAACCGGAGUCAGACAUACUGAUUCGCCUAACCUCCAGUCUCAUCCUGAGAAAAGGAAAAGAAAACUUUCAGGCAGCUACGAUGUUUCUCUUACUGGCCCACCUAGUGAACGGUUCUUAUCUGAUUCUCAGACAUCCUCGCAGUGUAGUUACAAAUCAAGUCCUCCUGUGAUUCCAAAGCUAAAUAAUGCCCUGGGAGUUGAUAUGGAAGAUGGUGGUCGACCCAUGUCCCCUGCAUCACAACCGCAGGCUCCUAUAAAACAAGAGGUGGAUCACCACUUGCCUGACUUCCAUGACAAUAUUUCCCUCCCUGGUCAUCCAGUUGGACUGAUAGGAGAAGACGGAGGACCGACGGCGGGUGCGCUCAGCGAUGGUGUUCAGGGGAUUGAGUCAUCUGAGCACCAUAAUCCACCGGAGAUGCUCGACGGACUUGAUGGAACAGCAAGGACUUACAAAAAAGAAAAGGAUAUAAGUAAAGACAGUCGCACUAAGUUAGAGCACCCACAGAGCACGAGGUGCGAGAUGUGCGGCAAGAGCGUGACCAACAUUAAAAAGCACAUGAAAUCGCACUUUCCCGAAAAGUACCAAUGCGAAAUCUGCAUGAUAUCGUUGACCAGGUCCGACAAUCUCAAAAGGCACAUGAAAUUGAAACACUCGUCUUUGGUGCCGAUCGUGCGCAUUCAGCACAAGCACAUCGUAGCGAAAGCGAAGUCGGGCUACUUUGCCUAACGGCGGCCGACUCGAGUCGCACGUCACACGCAACGUGCGCUACGUGCAAACUAACGCAAACCGCGGGUCGCAAAGGGUGUCCCCGCUGAAUUCUCUGGAUUCCACUCAUUCUCGGAUGAUCCGUCGUCCACGGAUGCUUGGAUCCUCCGAUUCCCCGCGGAUCUCUCGGGUACAUAAUUUAUUAUUUAUCGUAAUAUGGUGUAAGUCUGGUGGAAUUUGCGCGCGCGAGCGCGAGCGAGCGCACGUACUUGCUGAGGGAAAGAAUGCUGGCCGUUGAGCGUUGAGAGUGAUUGAGGAAAAAAGGUGCACCACAUCGUUCGCGAUGUCGUCCAGCGCGCGCAUGCACGAAGGACCUUCCACCUUCGACCUUCGUCGCGCCGUGCGAUUAAUCGCGUCGUAGAACGGUGUACGCUGUGCUGCGCGCGCGUCUUUUUCCGUACACAACCAUAAUAAUAUUUAUGCAGAUCUAUUUAUUCCCUCGUGCGCUUAUAGACUCUAAUAUUUAACUCUAACGAGUAAGACGCGGAGCCCGUUCUUCCGUCGCGAAGGAGCCGGGGCCUGCCCUUUAGGUUUACAUUGGUAAGCGGACUUUACGUCGAAUCAAGCGGCUGGAGAUCUCAGUGAAAGUAAUUUGAGUACAAAACUUUAUUCGUGUUCUACCUCCCCGUCGAUGGUCCGGUACGCGUAGAGAGAGAGAGAGAGAGAGAGAGAGAGAG